Molecule: messenger RNA, 128 nt
Organism: Funneliformis caledonium
Lineage: Eukaryota; Fungi; Glomeromycota; Glomeromycetes; Glomerales; Glomeraceae
Source: the annotation of a GenBank genome assembly
CUUAUUGGAAUGGUAUCAAUGGUAUUGUACAAGAUAAGGCACUAGGUGCCCAAUAUUUAAAAAGUGCUGCCGCGGAAGAUCAUCCUAAGGCUAAAAACUUUUGCGAUGAACAAGGCAUACUUAUAUAA